UCCUGACUGGCUAGCUGGCUAGUUAACCUAGGUUACCUGCCAAGAGCAGUGAUGUUUACUGCAGAUUUCUCUCAGAAUUUCAAAAUAACGGCUCGAUUUUAGCGACUAAAAUGAAUUGAGCUUUGUUUUGGAGAUGUUUGUCUUUUAGACGGGGGGUUUGUUUGGCUCUGAGUGGAGAAAAACACUGCUCUAAGGGGGUAACGUUAUAAUAUCAGUGUGUUGUGAGUCAGGGCUCGUCAGGCACUGCGGUUGGCCUCUCCUGGUCCAGCUGGGCUGCGGAUCAUCUACAGCUCUCAGCUCUGCAGCUUCUCCAGUGAUGUUUGUUUUAUGAAGAUGUCGGCGAGGGGAACCCUGUGAACUAAAUGACUGUCAGAAACAUCGCCUCCAUCUGUAAUAUGGGCACCAAUGCCUCUGCUCUGGAGAAAGACAUUGGUCCAGAGCAGUUCCCUAUUAAUGAACACUACUUCGGAUUGGUCAAUUUUGGGAACACAUGUUACUGUAACUCGGUGCUGCAGGCACUGUAUUUCUGCAGGCCGUUCAGGGAGAGCGUGUUGGCCUACAAGGCGCAGCAGAAGAAGAAGGAAAAUCUGCUCACCUGCCUGGCUGACCUCUUCCACAGCAUCGCCACACAGAAAAAGAAGGUGGGCGUCAUCCCGCCCAAAAAGUUCAUCUCCCGCCUGAGGAAGGAGAAUGACCUCUUUGAUAACUACAUGCAGCAGGAUGCUCACGAGUUCCUGAACUACCUGCUGAACACGGUAGCUGACAUCCUGCAGGAGGAGAAGAAGCAGGAGAAACAGAACGGUCGACUGAAGAACAACGGAACGGCCGUCACUGCUGAAACUGAGCCAGAGAACAAGAACGAGUCCACCUGGGUGCACGACAUCUUCCAGGGCACUCUGACCAAUGAGACGCGCUGCCUCAACUGUGAGACGGUCAGCAGUAAACACGAGGACUUCUUGGAUUUAUCUGUGGAUGUUGAACAAAACACUUCAAUAACACACUGUCUCAGGGACUUCAGUAACACGGAGACGCUGUGCAGUGAAUAUAAAUACUACUGUGAAACCUGCUGCAGCAAGCAAGAGGCUCAGAAACGCAUGCGUGUAAAGAAGCUGCCCAUGAUCUUGGCCCUGCACCUAAAGCGCUUUAAAUACAUGGAGCAGUUGCACCGAUACACUAAGCUGAGCUACCGCGUGGUCUUCCCUCUCGAGCUGCGGCUCUUUAACACAUCCGGAGACGCCGUCAACCUGGACCGCAUGUAUGACCUUGUCGCUGUGGUGGUGCACUGUGGCAGUGGACCAAAUAGAGGACACUACAUAACAAUAGUGAAGAGUCAUGGCUUCUGGCUGCUUUUUGAUGAUGACAUUGUAGAGAAAAUCGAUGCACAGGCGAUAGAAGAGUUCUAUGGUUUAACUUCUGACAUUUCUAAGAACUCUGAGUCAGGAUACAUCCUCUUCUAUCAGUCCAGAGAGUGACAGCAGGAGCACAGGAGGUAUAUAGCAGAACGUGCAAUGGGGUGAAUGAAGGCAGGAGGGAAAAAACGGAAAGGGAAGACCAGUAGUUUAGUCACUGACCAUAAACACCACAUCCCUCAGCACUCCCCAUCCCCUCCCACUCAGGACCCUUUUACUGAAACCUGUGCCAAUAGCACCUGGACCUCACCUUUGCCAACACUACAUUUACCAGAAUUCCCCUCUCUCCUCUCAGUUAUCGCUGCACUCUGGGGAAUCAUUCUCCAGUAAACUGACCCUCAGUCAGUCCACCUGCAUAUUGAAGGCACUUUAUAGACAAAAGCAUCAACGAAGACCGCAACAGACACUACAGAAGCAUCGGAACACCUGCUUACUCAACGAUGCUUUUACAAAGCUUGAAGAAUUCGAAACACUUCAGUUUCCAUGUGGAGCAGUGAGGCCACUCUGGAAGCUCGACCUUUCCGAGAUCUUGGCACUGCUGUGGCCUGGAAACUGUCUCUCUUCCUAGGUAACUUAUACCAGAGGGCCUCUCUUUCUAUUUUGGAGCUCUUAUUCCAGUUUGAGGUUCUCUUUUUUUUUUUUAUUAUUAAGUGAAUGAACAGAAUGUUUUAAUUUAUGUUUUAUGUGUUAUAAAUGUGUGUUACCUUGUUUAAAACUUGGGGAACAAAGGAGGACUUUCAAUUCAGUUGAAUGGGCUAAGUUAAGCGUAAAGAUGGUCCGGUAGGAAUGUUGUUUACCUUGUAUCCUGUUAAUAAAUGACAGUGAAAAAUAGUAAGGCUGAUGACACAGUGUUAGAGAACUCUAACAAUCUAAAUUAUCCGUUUAGAACCCAAUUAUGGUGGCAAUUCAACAUGUCUACUUAAUCAUAAUAUGCAAAAAGGUAAAAAUAACUUGAAAUAUAUAAAAAAAUAAAUUUAUCAUGAUUCUUCUGAACACCAAACAAUCAUCCACGAUUUGCCAAAAUGCUCACCACACACCAUAUAAUAUUUGGUAACUGAUUGAGGAUUUGUAACCCAGUGUUGUGAUAAUAAUUAAGGAGAAAGUUCAUUAAUCGUGCAUUCCUAUUAGACAGUCUUGACUUCUUGCUUUGUCUUACCAACUGAAAAGUCUUGCGUUACGUUGUGAAUAUCUCCCCUGUUCAGUUCCUCCAUCUCGUAUUGUCCCAAAGCAGUCUUGUUACCACAGUCUAGUCCAGACUGGUUUGAUCCACUUUUUGUAGCCUCUCUGUACUGUAGGUGUUGUGUUCCCUUCACUUUUGGGUUGAGGUACAGAAAAGUGUGGUUCGUGUGUAUGGUGUGGUUUCAUAUACACUACAUAGACAUGAAAGUGUGUGAGGGUGAUCUUGUUGACUGUUAUGCACUAUAAGAACAAAAGUAAAGGUGUGUGUGUGUGUGUGUGUGUGUGUGUGUGUGUGUGUGUGGCUUUGUUGAAGGAAUUUUCUUAAUAUGAUCAGUAGCCUUGGCCAGUCUUUACAGUUUUCUACAGCAGUGCAAGUUAUAAGUGAGUUAUACCUGACGUAGCUUUCUCAGAAGAAAAACAUAAUAGUGCUUGCAUCUACUCCUUGGCUGAAAGCAUAUAACAGUAACCAGGCCACGUAGAUGCUCAGAAAUGACUGAAUUAGAUUGAUUUAAGGUCAGCAGAGUCCUUAAUGCCUUACAUCAGCAAAAGACUGUGCGAGGGAGAACGUCCUUCAUUACUUUGAAGUUACUGUUAAACUCACAAUGAUCCUCCUACAGAGCCGAGACUCAAGGCUAAAGCUUGCGCCUCCUACUUUGUCUUGCCUUUUCUUUAUGUAACAGGUUUGUUACCUAACUGCCAUUGAAGAGCAUGUUGCUAGCAGCUCUGGAGAUAAAGGUGUGAACUUGUUAAAAGCAGUUCAGUCAGGUUAGCUCUGAAGUUCACCUCAUUCUACUGCUAUUAACCUUCUUAAAGAUGGGUGAUUCUGACUAGACUCAUAUCAAAGUUAAAAUUACUGGGUUCCCUGAGAUAAAAAAAGGAGCAAAUGGUCCUUAUGGUAUGCUCUACUGCUUGUAGAUGUGAAAUUAUAUGGAUCUCAGCAUUCGUCUGAGUUUUUCCAGAUCAAGUUGUUGUAAGAUCCCUGAACUACAUUGGGAAUAAUCUCAUGGUCGCUAAAUUUGACUAAAUUGAGGACCAUCAUAAGGUCCCUUUAUUUUGAUUGAACUUCUGACCAUCCCCAGGUCCCUUUAUUUGAUUUGAGCUCAGCCUAUCUUGAGGUCCUUGAAUUUAACUGAAAUCUGUACCAUUCUGAGGUCCCUCAAUUUGACUGAAAUCCAGACCAUUCCCAGGUCCCUAAAUUUGACUGAGGUCCCUGAAUUUGACUGAAUUCUGGACCAUCCCCAGGUCCCUGAAUUUGAUUAAAGUGCAGACCAUUCUGAGGUCCCUGAAAUUGACUUAAGUCUGGACUUCUCUGAUGUCCUUGAAUUUGACUGAACUGCAGACCAUUCUGAGGUCCCUGAUUUUCACUAAAACCAGACUAUCUUGAGGUCACUAAAUUUAACUGAACUGUUGCUCUUUCCCAGGUCCCUGAAUUUUAUUAAAGUGCAGACCAUUCUGAGCUCCCUGAAUUUUACUGAAUUACCAGGUCCCUGAAUUUUACUGAACUGAAUAUUCCUAGGUCCCUGAAUUUGACUGAACUGAUCAUUCCCAGGUCCCUGAAUUUGACUGAACUGAAUAUUCCCAGGUCCCUGAAUUUGACUGAACUGAAUAUUCCCAGGUCCCUGAAUUUGACUGUAUUCUGGACCUUUCCUAGGUCCCUGAAUUUGCUUGAACUUUAGACCACCCCAGAGUCCCUGAAUUAAACCAAACUGCAGACCAUCCAAAGGCCCCUGAUUUUCUUUGAACUGUUGACCAUACUGAGAUUCUUAAAAAAAGCUGUCGGCCAUUUAGAGGUCCAUAAAUUUAAAUUAACUGGGAAACUCUGAGAGCAGUAGUUCCUAGAGCAGUGGUUCCUAAUCCUGGUCUUGAGGUAGGAGCCUUUUCUUGCAGAUGUUUUGCUCUUCCUGAGCACAGAACAGGUAUUAGCCACAUGCAUAUGUAUGUAACAAUAAUGUUUUAUCAAGUCUUCAUCAAAAAAGACAAUUGAAUAUGCUUGGUGUUGGUGUCUUCCCUGCUCUGUCACAUGUGAUCCAACUAAUCCAGUCAUUAAGAUGUUUAGGGGUGUAGUCCAGUAGAAGCAGUCAUAGACAUUUAUGUAAGUCCCUGCGGCUUGUCAAUGUAGAUUACAGCAUAUGUUUACUGAGAUUCAAAUUCCAUAUUGUUGGGUUACACACUUAAGCAGUUAGCAGUACCAUAAAGGUUGUGUGUGUGUGUAGGAACAUGGUUUGGGAACUGAUCCUAGAUCUGUAUUGAUAGACAGGUUCUAGAGCUGGGAACUAGUAAAGAUGGACUGCAUCAAGCAUAGUAAAGGGAUUAAAGCCUCUGUUAAUAGGAAAGUUAAGACCAAGCGCACAAUUUAUUCAAUUAAUAGAUGAAGGGCAUUCAUCAAAGAGGGCUAUUGCUAUAAAGGGCAGUGUUUUGGCACUGAGAGAGGGAGAGUGAUCAGGUCAUGUGACCAUGUUUUGCAUUAUCUUAUGAAUGAAGGGCUUAGUUUGGCUGAGCAUGUGUGAUGGACUGGGUCCAGCAAGACAGAGUUUUGGUAAAAGUGUGUCAUUUUCAUACUAUGUUAUGUAGGUACAUAAACAAAACUGUAUGUGUGUGUGUGUGUGUUUGUGUGUGUGUCUGUCAUAAUACUGUUACUUUGUUAGUCUGUAUAUUCAAACAGUGCUACUGCAGUUGAACCAGAGCACAAUAUACUACACAUAAAUACUUUCAGUAGAUUUAUUAUUUUUAUAAUUUAUUUGAAGGUUACUAACACUAACAUAGGGGCCACAUAGCACAUGCAUUCAACAACAAUAAUAAAGAAAAAUUGUUGUCGAUUUAUUCCAGUAAUUACAGAAAGAUGAUAAAUCUAAGGUUACACAUUAGGUAAAUUCCCCACUCACUGAGUAGAGUAUAGAGAAAAGAAGUAUUCAUUUAUAGAUAUUUAUGCAGUCCCUAUGUAGGUAGCCUUCAAAUAAAGAGUCUUGAUCUUGGAAUUCGCUAAUCAUAAGCCGUAGAGUUAUAAAAAGUGCCAUUUCCAUUGUAAUGUUCUGGGUUAUAGAGAAAAUGGGUCAAUGUUACAUUUCCGGUGUUUUACUGAAGUCUUGACCUACAGCAAACCAGUAAUGUGAGAACAAGACCCUAAAACUUUGUUUUAAUAUAGCUUAUCAAUGUUCUCUUUGGGAUCCACAGAGCACAGAGAGUGCACUUCUAGUGAAGAAAUCAAACUUCUGCACCGACAGGCUAGAGCAGUCAGACUUUACAGCAGAUCAAAGAUGCUCCUUAGUUUCUUGUACUCUAUUUUUUUUUCCCAGCAUUCUGUUGCUCCCAGAAAACAACCCUUAUUAACACUAUUCCCACAGCUCAAGCUGUGAUCCAUUUAGCCCGGUUUGACACUUUGAAUUGUACAGUAUAUGGCAAGUGACAUGGCACACGAGUUCACACACAAAUCUGCUUGUUAGUUUGCAGCCCCUUUUUCUCCAGUUAGAUAUUCUAGUCAUACUGAUCUAAUACUGUUCAGAAGUUUAGAAUCAGUAUUUCCACUUUGUUUGCAGAUACAGGUAUAAAAUAAAAAUAGAAUUAGAAAAAGCUCUCCUGUGAUGGACAGCUUUGUCCAACAUGGAAUCAUGGAAGCUGUAAUGAACAUUACCAUAAAUCUCGAGACAGAAGGCAUGUUUUAUGUAAAACCCCCAUGGCUUUCAAAUGGCUUUCUUUCUCUAAUAACAGCACUAAAAUGUCUUGUUUGUGUAAGAUAAACCCUAUAAUAAUAGUAAAGUAAAUCACCCCUUAUUCAAUUCUUGGUUUAAAUAAAUGUCUAUUUUUAAACCCAUUUUGUUUAGGGAAAUGGCUUUCCAGAUAGGAAAAUAUGGAGUAGGAGUGGGUAAUGUGGCCCUAAAGUAUUAUCACAAUAUGGCGAGGUAUGUUUGCUAUAAUGAUAUUCUUAGUGAUUUGAAAAAAACAUUGGAUGUUUUAAACAGAAUUUCUAGAAAAUACUAUUGCAAUAAAAAAAUAAUAAAUAUUAUUUCGUAUAAUUACACAAUUUUAUACAUUCAGUAGACACAACGAAAAUCUAAAAAUAUUGGGCCGUUUAGUAAACACUUUCCAAGACUGAAUUUUUAUAAAAUAAAAAUAUUACAACAAUUAAAGUACUGAAACAACAGAAAUAUACCGCAAAACUAGCAGCAUAUUUAGUGCAUUAGCUAACAUCAGUCAAGACACUUACUGGUAAGGUUAACAAGACACUUACUGUAUUUGAAAUGAGCUAAUAUGUUGGGAAGGGGCGUAACCGUCCUGUAAUGACAUGUUUAUGGCAUAGUAAUUUCAAAAAGUUAUGCAGCGCUCAUCCCUGCACUACAGUUAUGUCGUCACUGUGGAAUAACAGAAGCUUAAAAGGACUAUGCAGAAAUUACCCUUUUUUUUUUUGGCGGACAUAUACACAUAAACUUUUUGAUUAAAUACAUCCCAAAGCAGGGAGUCAGCUGUCAAGAAUUUUUCUUUGUUCUGUGUUUGUUUGUCAGUGUGAGUGUGAAGUAAGAGAGUGUGUGUAGUGUAUACACUUCCAUGUGAUACCUUCUCAUGAUGGUACUGAAACCUCAUCUCCUGUAGCUCUAAACGUGUGCUGCUCUCGAUGUUACUGAUCAAACACAAGUCUGACUUUGUGCCAAAUCUCUGCAAACACACACACACACACAUAUACACACACAAAUACAUACAAACACACACAAUACACACUCCUCGAAAACUGGAACAUGGAAGAAAAAAAUAACUUUUAUUUGUGUGAGAUGCAACUGUACAUAAAAAAAUGUGUAGAAUGUCUGAUAGAAAGAAAUUAUAUAUUUUUAAACUCAAAAGGAGCUGGAAUUCUAAGGCUGUAAAAUGGAUUUAUUAUGUAGACUGGACAGUGGUGUCUAAAAGGAAAAUAAAUGGUGAACUGAAGAGAGAUUA
This is a messenger RNA of Astyanax mexicanus (Mexican tetra), 7511 nucleotides long. RefSeq names its product ubiquitin specific peptidase 46 (gene usp46). The transcript has 9 exons. Gene Ontology annotation, molecular function: cysteine-type deubiquitinase activity; cysteine-type endopeptidase activity. Gene Ontology annotation, cellular component: nucleus; cytosol. NCBI's taxonomy places the organism in Eukaryota, Metazoa, Chordata, Actinopteri, Characiformes, Acestrorhamphidae. Gene Ontology annotation, biological process: protein deubiquitination. The record is from RefSeq and is a predicted model, not a curated record. Bases 363 to 1472 code for a protein of 369 amino acids.